Musa acuminata AAA Group (dessert banana) is the source of this 1179-nucleotide messenger RNA. Its product is annotated as pathogenesis-related genes transcriptional activator PTI5-like. NCBI's taxonomy places the organism in Eukaryota, Viridiplantae, Streptophyta, Magnoliopsida, Zingiberales, Musaceae. Bases 496 to 1056 code for a protein of 186 amino acids. Gene Ontology annotation, biological process: ethylene-activated signaling pathway; regulation of DNA-templated transcription. The transcript has a single exon. Gene Ontology annotation, molecular function: DNA binding; DNA-binding transcription factor activity. The record is from RefSeq and is a predicted model, not a curated record.
UUUUCUGUCCACGUGUAAAACUCAGGGUAGCUUUCGUGGAUCAGUAGGCGUCGCCGAGCGGCUCGUCUCUGGAUUCUUGUCAAGGACCACGUGGGUCUUUGUUGGAGUUCAUUUUGGACGAGUCAAAUGGGCCCUGCUUGGAAAACAUGGACCUCCGUGGGACCCACCUUUGACCUUUGGAAUCUUCAAACUUCGAAUAGCAACUCAAUGAUCGAACCCAACCUGCGAUCUCGGACCCGAGUCUGUGAGAUCCUCAGUUCACCGACCGACCCGGUUCAUGUCAUCGGGCUAGUCUUUUCAUUCUUGACUCGGACGGUCAAUCCAAACACGCCUCUCCUCGUCCUUUUUGCCGUUGAACCGAGACAUCAGGCGGACAGGCUACCUCCGGCUCCUUCCUCGCACCUUCGUCUUCCGCGACCUCCUCGAUAGAUUAACCCGCCCCUCUUCAAGCCUUUGUAGGAUUCAAAUACCACCACAGAAGAGGUCGGCCAGAGCAUGGCACCCGACGUGCGGCAUGCCGUGGUCGCCAAGGAGGAGGACUGCUGCCAGACGCAGCUGCCCCUCAAUGAAAACGACUCCCAGGACAUGGUCCUCUUUGAGGUCCUCUCCGAGGCGUCCGCUAUGGCCUCCUCCUCCGCCGUGGAGCAACCGUCGUUGUCUUUUCCGGCUGCGGCAGGCGACGCGGGCUUCAUCUGCAACUGUGCCCGGCCGACGGGGCACUUCAGGAAGUACCGGGGGGUGCGGCGGCGGCCGUGGGGCAAGUUCGCGGCGGAGAUCCGCGACUCGUCCCGGAACGGCGCCCGCCUCUGGCUCGGCACGUUCGACACGGCGGAGGCGGCUGCGGUGGCCUACGACCGGGCGGCAUUCCGGAUGCGGGGCGCCAAGGCUCUGCUUAAUUUCCCGCCCGGCUUCUCCUUCGUGGGGGGCGCCGCGAUCGGCGACGUGGGAGCUGCCUUAAGAGGCGACGGCGCCGGAACCGGCGUGCUUAGAGCCUCUGAAUCAUUCGAGGGUGCCGAGAGUGUCACCAACAGGCAAUUCACGAGUCAUGGUUCAUGAAUCAUGAAGCUUCCCUACGUAGCAGUAGGAAAGCUUCUCGGUGUAUAAGGUGAGACAUUGGAGAUGAAGAGUGAUUUAGCAGUAGGACGCGAGAGAUUUUAUAGAGAGACUGCUAUUUGGUAG